AUGGUUGCUGUCCUAGAGAGAACAUUCACAAUCUUUUUAAGUGUGGAAUUCCUCUUGGGAAUCUUAGGAAAUGGAUUCAUUGCUCUGGUGAACUGCAUAGACUGGGUCAAAAGAAGGAAGAUUUCUUCAGUGGAUCAAAUCCUCACUGCUCUGGCAAUUUCCAGAAUCACUAUGACUUGGUUUGUGUUCCUAGAUGGAUGGAUAUUUGUUCAUUACCCUGCAUUACACUUGACUGUAAAAAUGUUAAGAUUAUAUUUGAUCACUUGGACAGUGAUCAAUCACUGUAACUUUUGGCUUACUACAAGCCUAAGCAUAUUUUAUUUUCUCAAGAUAGCUAACUUUUCUAACACUAUUUUUCUUUACCUAAAGUUUAGAGUUAAAAAUGCCAUCUUGGUGACCUUGUUAGUGUCUCUAUUUCUCUUGUCCUUAAACAUUGUUGUCAUGAAAAUAUACUGUGACAUGUGUAUUGAUGAUGUCCAAAGGAAUGUAUCUCAUAUCUCUAGAUUGUAUAACUAUGCACAUAUUUGCAGAUUUCUUUUAUUUACCAAUCCUAUGUUUUCAUUUGCACCAUUUGUUACAUCCCUGGCAAACUUCCUCCUGCUCAUCUUCUCCCUGUGGAGACAUCUGAAGAACAUGCAGCACAACGCUAAAGGCUCCAGAGAUGUCAGCACUGUGGCCCACAUCAGAGCCUUGGAGACUAUCAUUAUUUCUGUACUGUUAUACACUAUUUACUUUUUCUCAUAUUUAGUGAUGGUUUGGAGUUCUGAUUCACAGGAAAAAUACCUGAUCUUUUUGUCUGUCUGGACUCUGGGAAAUGCUGCUCUUUCUGCUCACCCAUUUGUUCUGAUUUGGGCAAACAGAAGGUUGAGGUGGGCUUUUCUUUUAGUGCUAUUGUUGCUCAGAUAUAGGUUAAAAACAUAG
Messenger RNA from Arvicola amphibius (Eurasian water vole), 921 nucleotides. RefSeq names its product taste receptor type 2 member 113-like. The transcript has a single exon. NCBI's taxonomy places the organism in Eukaryota, Metazoa, Chordata, Mammalia, Rodentia, Cricetidae. The record is from RefSeq and is a predicted model, not a curated record. Gene Ontology annotation, cellular component: membrane. Bases 1 to 921 code for a protein of 306 amino acids. Gene Ontology annotation, molecular function: G protein-coupled receptor activity; bitter taste receptor activity. Gene Ontology annotation, biological process: sensory perception of taste; G protein-coupled receptor signaling pathway; detection of chemical stimulus involved in sensory perception of bitter taste.